AUGAUCAAUCGUCAAGUAGGCCAUCUGGCAUCUAAUGAAUUAAGAACGAAUUCAUUAAGUAGUGUUCGAUGUGCUGAAUUUUGUCUUCCAAGUUGUCACUAUGGUUUUAACAAUGCAAAUCAUAUUGGCAAACAUCUUGUGUCUCUUAUUAGUACAUAUAUGCCUCAUUUACAAACUUUACGUCUUUGGCGACCAGAUGAUUUUCCUUGGACAUCUAGUAGGUUUAUUUUAAGCAAACAAAACUAAUCACAAUUAAAUCGCUCAUUAAUCUAUGAUGAAUAUUAUUCUUAGUUUGCUUUUCUUUUAAUUUUUAAUUUUAUUUUGUACUUUAUUAAUCAUAUAGAUAUUUUUAUAAUGAUGUAUAGCUCAAAUUGAAUGAAAAAAGUACUCUUGUAUCAAUUCGAGGAAUUGUAAUUUCGCCAAAUGUGAGUUUCGCCAAUUGGCGAAUUUUGUGGGAGAAUUCUUCAUUUUUAAUAAACUGAGUUUGAACUCAGCUAGAGGACUUGAUAUACUAACUGUUGAAACUAAAUAAGUUGGGAUAUAUGAAAGUACAAUAGUGAAAAAGUACAAUUGGCGAAACUCGCAUUUGGCGAAAUUACAGAAAGCCAAGAUCGAAUGUUUUAAAAACGUUGAUUUUAUUUUCGAAAUCUUUAAACUGCAAAUAACAAUUGUUGAUCGGAUUCAUUUUUUCUUUUUCUAAUUUAAAUUGAUGUAAGAUAUUGUGUCUUAUACAUCAUUAUGGAUUAAUUAUGAAAAUAUUGAACAAUGAAUUAUGUUCAAGGAAGACAAAAUAACUUAAAUUGUGAAAUUUUCUACCGAAAUAUUUGUCUAUUUUAUUUAUUUAACUAUCUUUGAUAUCAAUUUUAAGUUUAGAAAGUAAUAAUAUUGACAUCAAUACACUUUAUUCUUUUAAAUCGUAUUUUAGUAGCUAUUAUUUACUCACCUGUGAUGAAAUCUUUCAAUCUUGUAAAAUAGAUCUUACUUCAACAUUAAGCCAGAAUCUAUAUGAAUUUGAAAUCAAGAAUUAUUUUAUAUGAAUGAAAUACUUUUUUAUUGUUGUGUAAGUUGACACUAUUUCGCUCCUAAAUAGCGGGCUUUGCUAUGUAUUUUUCUAUACAAAAGAGAACUAAAAAG
Molecule: messenger RNA, 1134 nt
Organism: Rotaria sordida
Lineage: Eukaryota; Metazoa; Rotifera; Eurotatoria; Philodinida; Philodinidae
Source: the annotation of a GenBank genome assembly